AUGCAGUCCGAGGCGAUCCUCGAAGGGUUGUCGUUGUUUGAAGGGGGGCUGUUUGACCGGUCCCUGAGGUGGCGCGUGGUUCCUGCUAAUGGCCACCCGUUACAGUCCCCCGGUUACAGGCCACCCGUUACAGUCCCCCCCGGUUACAGUCCCCCCCGGUUACAGGCCACCCGUUACAGUCCCCCGGUUACAGUCCCCCGGUUACAGGCCACCCGUUACAGUCCCCCCCGGUUACAGGCCACCCGUUACAGUCCCCCGGUUACAGUCCCCCCCGGUUACAGGCCACCCGUUACAGUCCCCCGGUUACAGUCCCCCGGUUACAGGCCACCCGUUACAGUCCCCCCCGGUUACAGGCCACCCGUUACAGUCCCCCGGUUACAGGCCACCCGUUACAGUCCCCCCCCGGUUACAGGCCACCCGUUACAGUCCCCCGGUUACAGUCCCCCCCGGUUACAGUCCCCCCCGGUUACAGGCCACCCGUUACAGUCCCCCGGUUACAGUCCCCCCCGGUUACAGGCCACCCGUUACAGUCACAUCUCCGGGGCACGACCCUCAUCGCUGGACCAUCCGCACAGGAAGGACACAUCCCCAACCCGCUCCCAUUGGCCCGCUGUACCACAGCCGUCUUCCCAUUGGUCGCCCGCUGCUAAACCUUCUCCCAUUGGUCCGACGUCACAAAGCCGACGUCCCAAUGGCCGCAGACGGAGAAUCCCUAUCCCCAUUAGUCCGCCGACCCGGAGCAGUCUUCCCAUUGGCCGACCGCCGCUAACCCCUCUUCCAUUGGUCCGCCGUCCCGGAGCAGUCUUCCCAUUGGCCGACCGCCUCUAA
Pristis pectinata (smalltooth sawfish) is the source of this 828-nucleotide messenger RNA. RefSeq lists its product as uncharacterized. Lineage: Eukaryota; Metazoa; Chordata; Chondrichthyes; Rhinopristiformes; Pristidae. The record is from RefSeq and is a predicted model, not a curated record. The transcript is spliced from 2 exons. The coding region runs from base 1 to 828 and encodes 275 amino acids.